Chondrus crispus (carragheen) is the source of this 405-nucleotide messenger RNA. RefSeq lists its product as hypothetical. Gene Ontology annotation, cellular component: endoplasmic reticulum membrane. Bases 1 to 405 code for a protein of 134 amino acids. The record is from RefSeq and is a predicted model, not a curated record. Gene Ontology annotation, molecular function: oxidoreductase activity, acting on the CH-CH group of donors, NAD or NADP as acceptor. Gene Ontology annotation, biological process: brassinosteroid biosynthetic process; sterol biosynthetic process. Lineage: Eukaryota; Rhodophyta; Florideophyceae; Gigartinales; Gigartinaceae. The transcript has a single exon.
AUGGUCGGCGUUGGGGCCAUCUGCUGCAACUACUGGACGGACAAGCAGCGCGAGGUGUUUCGUGCGACGAACGGACAGGUAACAAUCUGGGGUCAGAAACCCGUGAGCAUCGAGGCACAGUACGUGACGGGGGAUGGCAAGAAGCGACGCAGUUUGCUGUUGGCAAGUGGAUGGUGGGGCGUGUCGAGACAUGUGAACUACGUGUUUGAGAUUGCGCUCACCUUUUGUUGGAGCGUGCCCGCAGGUGGGACAGGCGUGAUCCCGUACGUGUAUGUGAUGUUCUUGACGAUAUUAUUGACGGAUCGGGCGUAUCGUGACGAAGUUCGAUGCUCGGAGAAGUAUGGCAAGUACUACGAAGAGUAUUGCCGGUUGGUACCGUACAAGAUGAUUCCCGGUGUGUACUAG